GACAGUGUGACUGGUGACAGGUGACAGGUUUCUUAUCUGUCGCUGUCGAAAUCUCCUCCAUUUCCAUUGCUUUACCGGCGGUUGAUUUUGUAUCUCCUCCUUAUUAUCUGUGGAUUCAGUUAUAAACUAUAAUCUUAAGUAAACAUGGAAAAUAGUGAAGAGAACAACACAACCAAAACCAAACCGGAGUUCCUGCUUACUAGUGAAGUUGCAAAGAAAUUAAGAUGCUCUUUCUGCGGUUUGUAUCUCUCUUACCCUCCAAUAAAUAUGACAACUCAAGACGAAAGAGAAAAUAAAGUAAAGUACAAAUGUGGAAGAUGUUCAAUCAAAACUCGAUUCAACUUUAGAAACUCGUUGUAUGAAGACUUAGCGACGUACAUGAAAUUUCCCUGUAUUUACAAGGGCUGCUCUGAAACUGUGGACUUAGAGUCAGUUAGGGACCAUGAAAAGGAUUGUGAACAUCGAACAAUACCAUGUCUGGCGUCUGACUGUAAAGAAACCGUAUUAGAAGCAAACUUUGCCUCUCAUUUCAAGGAGAAGCACAAGAAACUAUAUCAUUCCGAAAAAAUAUUUAUAGAAAGUUUCCGUGGUACUGGCUUUGCUGUACUAGAGAAAGAUAAUGUGUGCUAUAUUUUGUUCUAUGAACUGAGUGUAGACACAUAUCGAUUCGCUUUAUGUGGUAUAAAAAACAAUGACAAACAAUUUGAAGUAGUUUUGAGAGCUAAAAAUAGUAAAAAUUCAGUUCAUUUAACUGAAAACAACAUUGUGUUGCAUAAUGAUCGUGUUUACUGUUAUAGAUGUCUUAAAGGAGAUUGUAAAUACGAGUAUCACUUAUAUUCUAGCUACAGACGAGGUAUGUUAAAGUAUGUUUAUGCAAAAAUUGAAAAGCCUAUUUUAAAACGUACAUUCGGUAGUGAUUAUUCUUGUACUGUAAAUGUUGUUGAAGUAAAAGCUGAAAAUGAGAAUGACAUAGAAGAUCUGCUUUUGGGGAAAGAUGUUGUUAUUGACGAAGUUACAGAAGAAGAUGAGAUAGAAGAAGAAAAACCUUCAGAGCCAACAAAAGCUGAUGCAUUGAAAAAUUUCCUGAAAUGUCCUGGUUGUGAGAUUCCCUUCACAGAACCCAUUUUCCAGUGUUUAAAAGGCCAUGCUCUUUGCAAAGAUUGCAAAGACAAGGCUGAUGGAGAUGGUUCCAAGUGUUUCUUUUGUGAUGCUCAUAUAGACAAUACAAGAAAUUACAUAGUUGAAGAAACAAUUGCCAAUCUAAAACUAAAUAAAGAUUCUCCAAGUACUUUCCAAGAUGCAGAAGUAGUGUGCCCAACAUCAAAGUGUCAUCAAAAAGUCAAACUAUCAGCUAUCAGCACUCAUUUCAAAGAGAGUCAUAUUGAAAAUUUCCAUUUCAAUAAAUUUUACUUAAAGAAUGUAUAUGGAUACUAUAACGUGGAAGUACUGGUUAAAAAUGAGAAAACCUAUCUUUUAUUCUUUGAUUUCGAUGACCAACAAUUUGGAGUUAGUGUAUGUUCAAUUGAAGACACUGACGAAACAUUUGACUUAAUGUUACUCUCAGAUAACAAGAAAUUUUUCAUAUUGGCUGAAGACCAGAAAAUUAUCAAAUUCAAUGAUAAAGAACAUUGCUUCAAAUGUUCAAGAGGAACUUGUAAAAUUUCGGACCACAUCUAUAAAGUAAAGAGAAAAGAAAUCUUCCGUCGGCUAACUACUAAGUUGAACAGAGAUGCCGUAAAAUACAGGACUAAUACUUUGAACUACCAGAUCGUACUAAAGGAGUACAAAGAAGAUAAAACAGAUAAGUUGAUUAAACAAUUAUUUGAAUGUCCCAUCUGCAAAGACUACAUGAUACCUCCAAUCCACCAAUGCAAAGCAGGACAUACUCUAUGCAAUGUUUGCAAGGCAAAGGUUGAAAAAUGUCCAUCGUGCGAGGGCAGUAUUGAAGACACUCGAAAUUUCAUCCUCGAAGACAUUGCAGAAGGCGUUGAAAUACCUUGCAGCUUUGAAUCUAAGAGUUGUAAAUUCAGAAGCGGAGUAAAGAGGAUGGCAACGCAUGAAUUGGAAUGUCCUUUGAAUAGCAAAAGACGAUGUGUAGAAGAGCCUAAGCCAUCUGAAGAAAAAGAUAAACCUAAUGAAGAAAGCACUGCGAAUGCAACUGAGGUGACCAAUAAUUCACAAGAAGAGACAACUACUUCUGAAGAUGUAGUCGAACUGUCGUUGAUGUAAAUGAAGCAGAAAAUCAAGCUUUAGCUGAAUUUAAUUAGGGAUAGAAUUUGUGCAGGUUUGACUUAAAUUAAUCGUGUAUGAAUUUUACUUUUAAAAAAUUAAUUAGAAGAAUAUUUCUGUAUAGUUUGCACAUUCAUUUGUGUUUUAUAAGGAUAAUAUACUUCUUUAAUAUUGUAUUUUGAUUAUUUCAGUAAAUAUAAUAUUUCACAUUA
This is a messenger RNA of Diabrotica virgifera virgifera (western corn rootworm), 2441 nucleotides long. RefSeq lists its product as uncharacterized. The coding region runs from base 145 to 2229 and encodes 694 amino acids. Gene Ontology annotation, cellular component: cytoplasm. The transcript is spliced from 8 exons. Gene Ontology annotation, molecular function: ubiquitin protein ligase activity; ubiquitin conjugating enzyme binding. NCBI's taxonomy places the organism in Eukaryota, Metazoa, Arthropoda, Insecta, Coleoptera, Chrysomelidae. Gene Ontology annotation, biological process: multicellular organism development; proteasome-mediated ubiquitin-dependent protein catabolic process. The record is from RefSeq and is a predicted model, not a curated record.